AUGGCACAGUACUGCAAGACUGCCUCAAACUGUUUUGUGAGGAGAAUUAUGGUUAUGGCCGUGGCGGCAGCGGCCCUUCUCCCGCGGCGUCCGGGGGGAUGUGGCCUUCAUUGUAAUUCCCCUGAUGAUGAAGAGGAGGAGGAGGAGGAGGAGGAGGAGGAGGAGGAGGAGGAGGAGGAGGAGGAGGAGGAGGAGGAGGAGGGGGGGAGGAGGAGGAGGAGGAGGAGGAGGGGGGGGGGGGGGGGGGGGAACCAUGAGGACUUUUGGAAGCUGUCUGUAGAGUUUAGAGUUUCAGUCCAUUACAUCCGCCGGCUCAUUCCUCGCAUUCCUAAACUUUUUAUUUCAUGCUGA
Molecule: messenger RNA, 351 nt
Organism: Knipowitschia caucasica
Lineage: Eukaryota; Metazoa; Chordata; Actinopteri; Gobiiformes; Gobiidae
Source: the annotation of a GenBank genome assembly